Cottoperca gobio is the source of this 775-nucleotide messenger RNA. RefSeq lists its product as uncharacterized. Gene Ontology annotation, biological process: response to bacterium. The record is from RefSeq and is a predicted model, not a curated record. The transcript has 6 exons. NCBI's taxonomy places the organism in Eukaryota, Metazoa, Chordata, Actinopteri, Perciformes, Bovichtidae. The coding region runs from base 1 to 687 and encodes 228 amino acids.
AUGGAGAGCUUCCCCUUAAUAACAGCCGUACUUCUGUGCCGCCUCAGCUGGAUCUCUGUCUCAGUGACUCAGACCGUGGAGGUCCAGCCUGGUGGAGAAGUCACACUGCUCUGCACCAAUAUUUCCAGCCAUCCAACCCAGACUGACUGGUUCAGACAGAUCAACAGAACCAAGCCCAGCUGCAUCUCCUCUAUCCACAGGGCUGAUACUGAAGUUUCAUUCUGUGAUGGAUUUCAAAAUGGAAAAUUUAAUAUGAGUUCCAACACCACCACUGUCUUUCUUAAAAUCAAGGAAGUAGAUUCAUCUGACUCUGGAUUGUAUUUUUGUGGAUUUUACAUAGAUAAACAUACAGUCAUGGUCGGUGCAGUAUAUGUAAACGUUCAAGGUAACGAUGAAUAUGUCGGUGAAGUGGAUUUGAAGACUAAAGAGGAGCCUGAUGAAAUGGCAAACCUAAUUCUGGGUGGUCUGGCUGUUUUCCUCAUUAUAGUCGUCAUUGUUCUGGCUGCUAGAAUCAAGAACCUUCAGAGAGAUGUAAAUGAAAAACUGAAUACGGAAAGAAGCAAGAAUGUGGGAUCUGAUGACCUGAACUGUGCAGAGCUGAGGUUCCUUCACAAGACAAUAAGAAGCAGGAGGCCCACAUCCGAGAGACAAUUGGAGACUCAUGUUGUUUAUGCUGCCUCCAGAUAGACUCAGAAAGACCCUGUGACUGUUGUUCAGAGUAGAACUGAUGCUUUAUCAUAGUCGAAGGCAAACAUUUUUAAAUAAAGUUCCUAUA